This is a messenger RNA of Musca vetustissima, 1755 nucleotides long. Its product is annotated as replication protein A 70 kDa DNA-binding subunit-like. Gene Ontology annotation, molecular function: DNA binding. The record is from RefSeq and is a predicted model, not a curated record. Bases 115 to 1749 code for a protein of 544 amino acids. Lineage: Eukaryota; Metazoa; Arthropoda; Insecta; Diptera; Muscidae. Gene Ontology annotation, biological process: DNA replication; DNA repair; DNA recombination. Gene Ontology annotation, cellular component: nucleus. The transcript is spliced from 5 exons.
GAAGAAGUAGAAGGUCCAGUUUUUCAGAUAUUGGGUGCCAAAAGUAUUAAAGGCGGUGAAUCGGAACGUGUCCGUCUAUUGGUAUCCGAUGGUAAAUAUUUCAAUAGUUAUGCUAUGAUGGCGACCCAAUUGAAUUCAAUGUACCACGAAGAAAAAUUACAUGAGAGGACCAUUGCUCGCGUGGAUAAAUACAUAACAUCUGUGGUCAAUAAAAAUGAUGCUGGAAAACGUGUUCUAAUCAUUUUGGAAAUGACCAUUCUUAUGCCUGGCGAACAAGUGAAAGAGAAAAUUGGCGAACCUACUAAUUAUCAAGAUGCAUUGGGAAAAGGUGGAGCUGCAACUGCUGCUCCUACUCCCAAAGCUGUCGAAAGCAAACCAAAACAAGUAUAUACCAAUCACAAUAACAACAACUUGGAUUCAACAAUCAAUUCCGGUCUAACACAUCCAAUUGCCAGUCUUAGUCCGUAUCAGAAUAAAUGGGUUAUUAAGGUACGUGUUACAGCCAAAUCGCCCUUGCGUACUUGGAGUAAUGCCAAGGGUGAAGGUAAACUAUUCAGCAUCGAUUUAAUGGAUGAAUCUGGUGAGAUACGUGCCACAGCAUUUCGUGAGCAGUGUGAUAAAUAUUAUGAUAUGAUUGAGGUGGACAAACUCUACUAUAUCUCCAAGUGCCAAUUGAAACCGGCCAACAAACAAUACAGUACACUGAAAAAUGAUUAUGAGAUGACCUUCACCAGUGACACAGUUGUCCAACCCUGUGAGGAUGAUGAUGACAGCGGAGUACCGGUGAUCAAAUACGAUUUAGUUCCCAUUUCCCAGGUGGCUAAUAUGGAACCAAAAGCAUCCGUUGAUAUUGUUGGAAUUUGCAAGGAUGUCGGCGAAUUGCAGUCCUUUACGUCGCGUACUACAAACAAGGAGUUUAAAAAACGCGAUUUGACAUUGGUGGAUACCAGUGAAGCGGCUGUAACUGUCACCAUAUGGGGAGAUGAAGCCGUCAAUUUUGAUGGCCACGUACAACCAGUGGUUUUGGUAAAGGGUGGCCGUAUUAACGAGUACAAUGGCGGGAAGUCUGUUAGCAUUGGUAAUGGUUCGACGUUGAAAAUAAAUCCAGAUAUACCAGAGGGUCACAAGCUACGUGGUUGGUUUGAUAAUGGCGGUGGUGCCAACAUAACCAAUUCAGUCUCAGCCAGAACCGGAACUGGUGGUGGUUUCAGUACAGAAUGGCGCACGUUCCACGAGGCUCGAAACCUGGGUACUGGCGACAAACCCGACUAUUUCCAAACAAAGGCCGUUGUACAUUUGAUUAAGAGUAAUAAUGCCUACUACAAAGCUUGUCCCCAACCCGAUUGCAACAAGAAAGUUAUCGAUGAACAAAACGGCCACUAUCGUUGCGAGAGAUGUAAUGCCGAUUUUACCAAUUUCAAAUAUCGUCUUUUGAUCAAUAUGAGCAUUGGUGACUGGACUUCAAAUCGUUGGGUUACAUGCUUUAGUGAUAUGGGCGAACAGCUAUUGGGACGCAGUGCCCAAGAAAUUGGUGAAGCAUUGGAAAAUAAUCCCACAGAAGCUGAAGAAAUUUUCACAUCAAUAAAUUUCCAUUCAUAUGUUUUCAAAUUGCGUGCCAAAGUUGAAACUUAUGGGGAUAUGAGUCGCAGCAAAUUAACCGUACAAUCGGCAUCUCCAAUCAACUAUAAAGAAUAUAAUAAAUAUUUGAUUGACAGUCUGAAAGAAAUGACUGGUAUUAAUAAGGCUUAGUUUUAG